Molecule: messenger RNA, 1687 nt
Organism: Chanos chanos (milkfish)
Lineage: Eukaryota; Metazoa; Chordata; Actinopteri; Gonorynchiformes; Chanidae
Gene: hnrnpa3
Product: heterogeneous nuclear ribonucleoprotein A3
Exons: 11
Coding region: 66-1124 (352 amino acids)
Biological process (GO): mRNA splicing, via spliceosome
Cellular component (GO): catalytic step 2 spliceosome
Molecular function (GO): mRNA 3'-UTR binding
Source: RefSeq, a predicted model, not a curated record
AACAAACAAGAGAGGAUCCUGCUCCUCCAAAUGUCCCUCCGCUGAGAAGACUGCACAAUGCCACCAUGAAGAAGAAGAAGAAGAGGAAGGAGAAGAAGAAGAGGGGCCACCACGACAGUAAGGAGCCAGAGCAGCUGAGGAAACUCUUCAUCGGAGGCCUUAGCUUCGAGACGACAGAAGACAGCUUACGAGCUCACUUUGAGCAAUGGGGAAAGCUCACAGACUGUGUGGUGAUGCGAGACCCAGGGAACAAGCGUUCGCGUGGGUUUGGUUUCGUAACGUACUCCUGCGUAGCAGAAGUGGACGCUGCGAUGAAAGCUCGGCCACACAAGGUUGACGGGAGAGUGGUGGAGCCCAAACGAGCAGUGUCCAGAGAGGACUCAAACAAACCAGGAGCCCACUUGACAGUAAAGAAGAUCUUUGUGGGAGGAAUUAAGGAGGACACUGAGGAGUACCACAUAAGGGAAUACUUUGAGCCCUAUGGCAAAAUCGAAAGCAUUGACGUGAUGGAGGAACGGCCGACAGGGAAAAAGAGGGGCUUUUGUUUUGUCACGUUUGAUGACCAUGACACCGUCGACAAAAUUGUUGCUCAGAAAUACCACACAAUAAAUAACCAUAACUGUGAGGUCAGGAAAGCAUUGCCAAAACAGGAAAUGCAGGCAGUGUCCAAUCAGAGGAACCGAGGUGGUGGUUCUGGAAACUUCAUGGGCAGAGGGGGAAACUUUGGCGGAGGCAACUUUGGCAGAGGAGGCUACGGAGGAGGCCGGGGCGGGUAUGGAGGAGACGGCUAUAAUGGGUUUGGUGGAGAUGGCCCAGGCGGGAAUUACGGAGGAGGUCCUGGGUACGGGGGGGGCCGGGGGGGCUACGGAGGAGGCCCAGGCUAUGGAAACCAUGGCGGGGGGUUCGGGGGAUACGACAGCUACAACGACGGAGGCAACUUUGGAGGGAACUUUGGCGGCGGAGGGGGUGGAAAUUACAACGACUUUGGGAAUUAUGGCGGGCAGCCGUCCAACUACGGUCCCAUGAAGGGGGGCAAUUUCGGAGGGAGGAACUCGGGGGGACCUUACGGAGGUGGCUAUGGCUCCGGUAGCGGAGGCGGUGGUUACGGGUCUCGGAGAUAUUAAAUUUAACUCCAUCUACGGCGACAGUUCUUACUAGGAGAGGAGAUGAGAAGUGGGGUGGUCAGGAAAGCUGCAGGGUACUAUGAGGCAUUGACGUCUCAAUCAGUAGAGGAGCACUCAUGGAGCCAGGACCUCUAGUCAGAGAAGUUUCCACAGCAGAUAAUGGAGACUCUAUCUUUCUUUUGUUUGUUUUUAUUACCAGGACUGUUGACACAAGCUACCAAGUGCUAAAAAGAAAAAAAAACAACAAAAAAAAAACAAACAAACAAGAAGAGUGUAGCAAGUGACGGGAUAAAGAAAUAGUGUCUUGUUAGUGUAUGUACAUUCCUUUGACCUGUGUGUGACCAGAUCUUGCUCGGCUUAAGAUUAAUUUUCCUUUUUCCUUUUCGUGAGCUCCAUAAAAAAGAAAAAAAAAAAAAGAUGUUCGUGACCUUGUGUGAUACUUGUGUUAGGAAUGAUGACAUUUUUGCCUGGACUGGUGCAGUCAGCUUCCUGAUGGUCGUAAAAUCAGUCCCCUAGAUUAUUGGAUUUUUCUGUGGCCUUUUUUUUUUUAAUCAUUAUUGACG